AUGAAUAAGGGGGGAGGUGCAGCGUCAGGUGGCGGAUUGGGAGGUGGGGGAAGUGGGCCCACUGCGGCUGCGGCGGCAGCAGCAGCUCAGAAGCAGAAGGCGUUGCUGCAGAGAGUGGAGACGGACAUCGCCAACAUCGUCGACAAUUUCAGCUCCCUCGUCAACGUCUCCAGGGUGAACGAUCCUCCUGUUAGAAACUCUCAAGAAGCUUUCAUGAUGGAGAUGCGUGCAGCUAGAAUGGUUCAGGCAGCUGAUUCUCUGCUCAAGUUGGUGUCAGAACUGAAGCAGACGGCAAUUUUUUCAGGAUUUGCCUCCCUUAAUGACCAUGUAGAGCAAAGAAUAGUGGAGUUCAACCAGCAGGCUGAGAAGACCGACCAGAUGUUGGCUAGAAUCGGAGAGGAGGCAGCUGCUAGCCUCAAGGAGCUUGAAUCCCAUUACUAUUCUUCUGCACUGAGGACUAGUGAAAACUUGCAGCCAUGA
Molecule: messenger RNA, 480 nt
Organism: Prunus armeniaca (apricot)
Lineage: Eukaryota; Viridiplantae; Streptophyta; Magnoliopsida; Rosales; Rosaceae
Source: the annotation of a GenBank genome assembly